AUGAGAAAAAGGGACAACAAAGAUUUCUUUCAAAACAGAUUUCAUAAGGAGUCAGGGGUUGAAAAAGAUGGUGUUGCCAAGUUUGUACUUGUGUGGAACCAAGUUAUAAAUAGUAUCAGAUUAGAGGACUUAAUCAACAAUAGGGAUUUUAUGGGGAAGGAUGAAAUUCUUGUCAAAAAGAUUAGAAAAGACAAAUGCAUUUACUAUGAUGUAAAUGAGUGUUGUGAUUCACUAAAGGUCAUAUCUGAAAUAAUAUAUGAAGUUGAAGAAAACCUUGAAAGAUCAAGUUUUCUUGAGGACUUUAGAAUGAUUGAGCUUCCAAAUUUGCGAGAUAAAUUUGAUGAGUUGCUUGAACUUCUGGUGAUUUUCUUGGGUCAUAUUGUUAGUAGAGAUGGAAUCAAGGUAGAUCCAGCUAAGACUGAGACUGUCAGGGAUUGGCCAAGGUUAUUACAGGAGGUUUGUGGAGAGUUCUCAAGGAUAGCUACCCCACUGACAGAGCUGACGCACAAGAGUCAGAAGUUUGCAUGGUCAGAUAGAUGCGAGAGAAGCUUACAGGAGUUGAAGCGUUUGAUUACCGCUCCAAUCUUAUGUCUUCUGACAGAUCAGGAAAAGUUCAUAGUUUAUUGUGAUGCCUCAAGACAAGGGUUAGAUUGUGUCCUUAAGCAGGCAGGAAAGAGGUAUCCUACUAAUGAUCUGGAGUUAACAGCAGUGUUCUUUGCAUUAAAGAGGCAUUGGUUGGAACUGGUGAAGGACUAUGACUGUGACAUCCUUUGUCAUCCAAGAAAAGCCAACAUGGUGGCAGAUGCCUUAAGUCGGAAAGGUUCUGGACAGUUAUACACUUCGAGGCAGAUAUCCAAGGAGUUGGCAGAGGAUAUGACUAGAGUAGGGAUUAAGUUAGUAGUGGGCUAG
Molecule: messenger RNA, 909 nt
Organism: Humulus lupulus (European hop)
Lineage: Eukaryota; Viridiplantae; Streptophyta; Magnoliopsida; Rosales; Cannabaceae
Exons: 8
Coding region: 1-909 (302 amino acids)
Source: RefSeq, a predicted model, not a curated record